Molecule: messenger RNA, 1294 nt
Organism: Closterium sp. Naga37s-1
Lineage: Eukaryota; Viridiplantae; Streptophyta; Zygnematophyceae; Desmidiales; Closteriaceae
Source: the annotation of a GenBank genome assembly
AUGACAACGAAUGCAAGACCAAUAACUGCGUCAGACACCUCUGCUUGUGCCAGCCUGGUCAAGUCAUGCUCCCCGAUGAAACUUGUGCCACCGCCAUGCCUCCUCCCCCGCCACCAGCCUUGCGGUCCCGACUCUUCUUGCAACUCCGUCGGUAAAUGCGCUUGCAACCCCGACUAUAACACGCUACCUGAUGGCACUUGCACUGCAUCAAGACGUGUGGCGCUGGGGAGGAGUGUGUGGAUUUCAGCGGCGACAACGGCGAGUCGGUCUGCAGAUGCCUCGAUGGAUACGUUGGGGAGCCGGGAUCGGAACUCGCCUCUUCCACCUUCUUUUCCCCCCGCUCUCCCUCUCCCCCGUCCCAACCCCCCUCUCCCUUUCUCUCCUCCCCUCCACACUCUCACUCCCCCUGACCUGACCAAUGACCAUGUACCAGAAUCGUGCAGCAUCAAGACGUGUGGCGCUGGGGAGGAGUGUGUGGACUUUGGUGGCGUCAACGGCGAGGCGGUCUGCAGAUGCCUCGAAGGAUACGUUGGGGAGCCGGGAUCGUGUGUUGAUCUCUGCGAUCGCAUGAACUGUGGCACCAACUCUUUCUGCAAGGCGGGUAUAUGCGGGUGCAACGACAACUACGUCAUUUCGCCAUUUGGCAAUUGCACUGACUUCCUUCGUGACGAAUGCACCGCUGACAACUGUGGUGAUGGCAAUUGCGUUGAGAAAUAUGACAAUUGGAGGUGGUGGAACAACAAUCCGCCCUUUCAAUACUGCAAGUGCAACUAUGGCUACACACCGGAUCCAGUUUCAGGAAAUUGCAUAGUAUCAUGCCCGGCCAUGCGCUGUCUAUAUGGAUAUCUUUGUGACACAUCUGGACUCUAUCCGGUCUGUAAGAAAGUUAACUGCCUGGCUAACUGUCCUCGUGACUGUGUUUGGAACUCCCAAAAGAGCAUCCAAGCUUGCCCAAACACCUGUGAAGCCAUAAAUUGUGGACCAUUGGAAGAAUGUGCGAUGGUAGGAGGUGUGCCAACCUGUAAAUGCAGGAGUGGAUAUGUCGGCCAGGCGGGAUCUUGUGCUGCAACAUGCAAUGCUUUCUAUUGUCCCCUAAACCAACACUGUGUGGAGAAAGUCCCUGGAGGCGCUGGGACUUGCGAAUGCAAAGCAGGAUACGUCACAAAAGGCGCCUAUUGUGCUCCAACCUGCGCAGUCUAUGAAUGCGGUCAAAAUGAAGUAUGCGAGAUGGUGAACCUCAGGCCAACGUGCAAGUGCAAGCCAGGAUAUCUUGGGGUCCCAGGAUUAUGCAAAC